GCUGACUCAUAUUUCGGUUUAGUAUAUUUUCGAACGUCCAAAAUGGCGGGUGCUUCUGGACAAAACGAACCGCCCCAGCCUAAAAUUAGUUUGUUUGAUCUUGAAUUUAACGAAGAUCUGUACGAAGAGGAUAUUUUCGAGGUCGCCAAUGUCGAUGAAACACAUGUAUUUCUUCAACCAUUUUAUAAUGCCCGCACAAACUUCGGCCUAGGUAUGCGCCUGCACAUACUCCUUUGUGAUGAGCACCAUGGGGAUCCCGAGAUAAACGAUAUCAGGCGUUUUUUCCACAACAUACAAGUAAGAGCUAAAAUUUUCGAAUUCGACUAUUACCCCGAAAGACCUCAGAGAGUCUACGAGAAAUUAAAAACAGGUACGUACAUUCGAUAUGCCUGCAUUGUGGUGCUUUUGAAUAUCAACUGCAAGUGCAGAAACAAAAUGCUGGUAAAGCUAUUGAAGGCGAUAAAAAGCAACAAAACUCUACGUAACAAAACGAAACUGAUUCUAUGCGGCUAUCGAUUGAAUGGUGCCUUCGAUAUGGAAUGUGAACCGUACGUAAAUCAAAUGGUGGUCGAGAAGUUUCCCCAGCAAUUUACGACUACCGGUUAUUCGUUCAUGCAUCGUCCAAAGCCAAAGUGGAUACCACCACAACGGCCCGUAUGCGCUGGAGACAUAACGGAAUCGGAUGAUGAUCUGCUGAACGAUCAUCAAGUUUUUCGCCAGUCCAAUGCCGAUCACACGCUUUUGAUGCAAUUAUUCACAAAAAAACACGUCGACAUUGCACUUCAAAUGGAAUCAAUUGCUCAGUUCCUGUCAUAUAAUCCGCUGAUGCCUGUCAAUGGGCUGAGUAUGAUAGAACUUAUGUCCGAUUUCAUUUUGCAGGCCUCAGCAAAUGUUGACUACUAUUUCUACAGCAUAAAUCCCGCGCUGGCAAUUAUAUUCAAUAGCUUUAGCUUUAAAACAGAUCACGGUGUAAGGCAGGGCAGUGAAGAGAAUGUCCGACGCAUCAUUCAAGAACUGAAAGUUAUCAAUAUUCCGUUUGUGCUUAUCCAAGAUUGUACUACUCAGGAAUUUAUCAACAUCCUGCAGUACCUCAAGCACGGCAAUUUCGCUAUACUAAAAACGCUCAUGCUCUUCCUAAUGUCCCACGGCGGUAUGGGCGAUCUAAUCUACACUAUCGAUGGCCAAAUACAUCUGAUCGAGGAUGUCGUUAAGCCGCUGCAGGCCAAUAAUUCCCUGGCCAAUGUUGAAAAAAUAGUUGUGGGUAACUUCUGUCGUGGAUCCAUCAAUUACCAAGAUGAUCCCAUAAGUACUUUGAUGGAAGUUAAACCAUCAUUCUAUCCCAACCUAAGUGGAAAUUUCACCAUGAUGUUUAGUGUGCCAAAUCUGGUGGUAUCUCCGAGAUAUCCUGACGAAGGUAGUCCAUUUGUUGAAACCUUUUGUCAAUUAUUGCGCAUCAUGGAACCCCACGAGGAUCUUCGCAAGGUUAAGCAAAAAAUCGAUGAGCGCCUCAAAGAGGAGCAAUUCUAUUAUCAGGAUGCGGAAAUUUGCUCCGAUAUGGCUGUAGGUAAUCCAAAUAUAGUUCAUACUAUCAACCAGAAACGUACCGGAGCUAGGGAAAUGAUUAAUUUUUUACAAUUAUUGCAUCAAGAUUUAUCCAAUAUAAUUGGCGAUCAGGACGGCUUAACAGAAGAAGCAGCGGCGGUAGGAGAAAGUGUGGAAGUAAAAAGAGUUAGCCGGUUUUUCAUUUACGGAAAGCUCCGGAGUAACGCCAAAGAUUAUCCCAAACACUAUUUUAUGCAGAAAUAUUUCGACAAAGAACUGGAUAAUGAUGGAGUCUAGGAUGGAGUCACGCUCGUUGCCGUGAUACUGAUAGGGUAGCCCGAUGUCAAGAAAGUGGACGGAAGAAAACAGCAACAUCAGCAGAAAUUGUUCGAAAAGUAAAGAAGCGACUUGAUCGAAACCAGCUUCGCAGUGGCCGAAAAAUGGCUCGUGAGCUGAACACAUCGCAAUAUUCCAUUCGGCAAAUAUUGAAAAAUGAGCUCUGGGUAUAGCCAUUGAAAUUCCAAAAAGUGCAAGAACUAACACCGCAACAGAAAGAAAAUAUACUCAAAAGGUCAGCUGAAAAUGUGCACCUUCGGUUGGCCACCAGAACACAAGCGCCGGCCAUGGUGAUGGUGUGGGACGCCAUAACAGCUGAUGGUCGCUCUCCGCUCGUAUGGUAUCUCUCCGCUCGUGGUAUCAGAAUAAAUGCGAAAAAAAUCUGGAGGGUGUAUUUAAGCCUUGGUCAUGCAAACAUUUUGGCCGCAGACCUUGGACAUUCACGUAGGACUCAGCACCAUCACACUCAGCACGGGCCACCCAAGAAUGGUUAUAAAAUGAGGUUCCUCGAUUCAUUUUUAGCACACAAUGGCCACCAAAAUCUCCGGAUACCAAUCCGUUGGAAUAUUGUGUCGGGAGUAUUUUCGAAAGCAAGAUUGGCAAAAAAAAUAUACCAAAGUGUCGAUCACCUCAAGCAAGCGCUUCGCCGGGAAUGGGCCAAAAUAUCGCAGAGCAACAUUCGGGCAGCGUGUGACGGUUUCAUUGGCCGUUUGAAGGCCAUAAUUCAUGCCAAAGCUGAAAAAUUCGAACAAAUCUAAAUGUAUUUUAAAAUUUGAUGUUAUUUCCGACAUUUUUGCUUUCAUUCAAUAAAAUUUAAAAAAAAUGUAAAAAUUAA
Messenger RNA from Musca domestica (house fly), 2713 nucleotides. RefSeq lists its product as uncharacterized. The transcript has a single exon. Gene Ontology annotation, molecular function: cysteine-type endopeptidase activity. The coding region runs from base 43 to 1839 and encodes 598 amino acids. The record is from RefSeq and is a predicted model, not a curated record. Gene Ontology annotation, biological process: proteolysis. Lineage: Eukaryota; Metazoa; Arthropoda; Insecta; Diptera; Muscidae.